Messenger RNA from Salmo salar (Atlantic salmon), 5092 nucleotides. The record is from RefSeq and is a predicted model, not a curated record. NCBI's taxonomy places the organism in Eukaryota, Metazoa, Chordata, Actinopteri, Salmoniformes, Salmonidae.
CCUAUCUCCCCAAUGAUAGCGCUAUAGGGCUGCAGCGGCUAUAUUUAGCCAGCCCUGUGACUGUGUGUAAACUGGCAUUGCUAUGUGGAUUCCAGUGGUAUGCUCAGCUCCAGCACAACCCAACCAGCACCUGCUACUUCGAGUUUACUGCCAGGCUGUCGUGUCAGCUCCUGCUGGGCCAGGACCACAUAGCCCCAGGGCCCAGGGCCAAACCUCAAGAGACGAGAAAAGAAGGUCAGACAGUCAUCCAGUCUCCAGUCAUCCAUUUAUUUUAGACGGUGAAGAGGAGAAGGUUUUGUUGGAGGAGGAUUUGACUGGACUGGUGGUUGAUGUGUGAAGAAUUUUCUCCAGGCUGGGCUGUAGGAUCUGUUCAUAGGAAUUAGGUUGUGGUUCUCUUCACAGCUGACAUGACACGAGGGGGGCCUUCAUCUACCUCACAUCAAGUUCUGAUUAAGGUGCCGGAUAAAAAGAAACUGAAUCAAGCUUUAAACACCGAAGAACUGUUAUUAAGGAUGUAACUUGGACGACAUCCUACACUGCAUUUAAAAGAGGAGAGCAUUGUGACAGUGGGGUCAUGUCGGAAAGGACCUUUCCAUGGGGUAUUAUCGACGACGAGGAGGAGGAGGAUAAUGGGACUUUGACGCCAACUGAUGACGUCAGUGAUUGGACUAGUUCCUACUGCGCUGUCCUAUGUUCACUAAGUGAUUUUGGUGAGGUGGAAGAACCAAAAGACACACCAUCUCCUGAGCCCCAGCCUCUAGUCUGAGGUCUGUUAACACCAUCUCCUGAGACCCAGCCUCUAGUCUGAGGUCUGUUAACACCGUCUCCUGAUCCCCAGCCUCUAGUCUGAGCUCUGUUAACACCGUCUCCUGAGCCCCAGCCUCCAGUCUGAGAUCUGUUAACACCGUCUCCUGAGCCCCAGCCUCUAGUCUGAGCCCUGUUAACACCGUCUCCUGAGCCCCAGCCUCUAGUCUGAGCUCUGUUAACACCGUCUCCUGAGCCCCAGCCUCUAGUCUGAGCUCUGUUAACACCGUCUCCUGAGCCCCAGCCUCCAGUCUGAGGUCUGUUAACACCGUCUCCUGACGCCCAGCCUCUAGUCUGACGUCUGUUAACACCGUCUCCUGAGCCCCAGCCUCUAGUCUGAGCUCUGUUAACACCGUCUCCUGACCCCCAGCCUCCAGUCUGAGAUCUGUUAACACCGUCUCCUGACCCCCAGCCUCUAGUCUGUGCCCGCUAAUACCACCUUCAUCUCAAAUUACUGAUGCUGUUCUACUGUUUGAGCCCUGUAUAACCAACCUGACAGAGGAGGGGAAGAGUACAGAUGGGUCAGGUAAAACAUCAGAUGAAACUUCUGCAUCCAAAAAACAGUGGCACAGUGGCUGCCAUCCUCACUGAUACUGACACCAAUGAGAAGUCCUUCUCCCCUCAACCCAGAUUCACCUGUAACAGAUCCAAGGCAAAUCAAUACAACCUGGACAAGGGACGAGAACACAUUGGCAGACAGCCUAACGAGGUUUCCACAACACAGAGAGGUUCCCAGUAUUUGUGAUACUGAAAGUAAACUCCUUAGCAGACACCCCAUGGAGGGUAACCCUAACCCUAACGCCAUGGAGGGUGGUCAGGAGGAGCAGUGGGAGGGGUUGGACUGCACAGAGGCUAGCUACAGAGAGGAGCAGACGGAGCUGUCACUCAGAGCCAGAAAUAGAAAAGCGCCUGCAAGCUGCAUCUCGACACUCAGGAUCUGCAGUCAGGAAUCCCAGCGUGUUGUUAUUCAGAGUGUUCCCUCGCAACUGGGCAGCAACACCAAUGACAGAGCCCUCCCGGAUCCCAGAGCUUGCCAACGGACAGCCAGGAAGACGCCUGGAGAUCCAGACCGCUCCCUCAGAAACCCUGUAGAAGCACCUGGUGGCUCCACAAAGCUCUACAACACAGGGGUGAGACAUCCACCAUGACCACCAAGUUCUACGAGACUGACAGAGACCUGGCCUUCAGCAAAUACUACUGCCCCCAGACAGACUACUUGGAUGUCUACAACUCCAGCUGUAGGUCCUCGACCCAAACGUCUACAGUCAGCGACUGGUCAGAAGAUGAUAUCUCCCUCCAGCUGUCCUCGGUUGGGUCAGCUAACAUCCAAAGCACAACAGCAUGCUUAGAAACCGGCAGCUUCGAAUGCAUUGAUGUGGCUAUGGAAAACCAAGGGGAGGUGUACAGAGGGGGGAUGAAAACCGUUCCCAAGAGGCAAAUCCAACUCAAGAGACGGGACACGGCAGAAUCACAAGACAGCGAUAAAGGUGAGGUGACAGAUGAAGGCCGAUGUACACCCUGUACAGUCAACCACCGCAGGGAUGUGUUCAUGCGUCAGCACAGCACCCCGGCUGCCUUUCACCAGGAGUCACAUGGGAUGGAGUCGGAGAACAGGACAACUCAGGCAGAGCGAAAGCAGAGGCUCCAGAAGUCCGUUUCCCUGGACGAGACCUCCACAAAAACCAAAAUGGCCUCAUGUAUCAUUAAGAGUGUCCUGUCAAAGAAGAUGCAGUUGGAGCAGAAUCUUCAAAACUCUGAAGUGAAAGAAGGAGCCUUCGCACCUGCAGAAGUCCAGAGCAACGUUAAGGACUCUCACCAGAGCCCUCUGGCAGUCAAAGAGAACACAACUGAUAUGAGCUCCGUUGAUUCACAUAGACAGAGUAACUCGAUCCAAUAUCAUCAGGUUGCAAGUGCCAAAACACACCAAAAGCUGCUUUACAAACAGAACUCAAUUCCUCUGGUGAGCAGCUUUGGAGGGUCAGAGUUUCAGAGGAUUUUCACUAAGAGGGCUGGAAUAGCCACCGCUCUAGAGAGUGAGGAAAUAGAACGGCAAAACCUCAGGGAAGGGGCUCUACCGUACGCUGACCGGAGCCCUGGGGAUGGACUAUCCUGUGACUCAGCAAAAGACAAGAACAGGAGCACAUGUUGUUCUGGUUCAAGUAGAACUGGAGGCAAACGGACUCCGGUGAAAAACACACCAGAGGAAUGCAACAGAGGGGAGGGGGUCCAUAAACAACAGAACCCCCUGCCUAAGGCACUACAGAGGACUGAUAUACUCUGGGAAAGUCAAGACGGUCAGCAGCCACUAAUUCGUAAAGGUUUAUCAGGAAAGGUGAUAGAGCCAGGGGACAGGGGAGAUGUACAGUUCCUGGGACCGUCUGGGAACAUGGGGACACUUAAAGCCAUGGCUCCAGUGCAUGUUGUGAGGGAUGUGAGGAGGCUGGUGAAAAAUACCUACAACCUGUCUUUCAAAAAUGUAGGGGACACUGUUUUGGGACAAGAGGACAGAUCCCCAUCCUUCUAUCAGCAGUCUAUGUAUGACCAGGUCAGCCACAGAGAGGCCUGUGGGGUCAGAGCAGCCAGGCCUGAUGAAAAGCUGUUUGUGAAGAAAGUGUCCCCUCUGGCACCUCUGAAUGUUGUGAAUACAGCUUUACUUUACACCGCCCCGAAGGGAUAUGUAACCAAAGCCACAGCUCUCCAUGAAUCACAAGACAUCGUUUCUAACACUGGAUUUACAAAUGUCACACCCCAAAGCCUUGUAAAACCUUUUGGGAGAAGAGACAGCCAACCUCAUAUCAACCAAUCUGAUUCAACGUCAAAAUACCCAAACAAAGCAGAGAUGCCCCGGCAGACCUGGUAUUCAGUGGAGCUCCCUCGUAAGUGUAAUCAGCGACAGUGUGAAAGGACAGGCACCACCAAUGGAAAACAGAAAUCACCACCAGCGGAAAAUAGUUUUACUGCAGUUCCAACUUAUUACUCAUCAGCAGCAUACCAGCCAGAACAGUAUCAGUGUUCCAGUGUCAAGGAUAACAACCAAAUUCAGGGCCCACCACCCAGAUACCAGGCUCAAACUACACUCGCUUGCACACCAUCCCCUGCCUGUGUACAGCUCAACACCACUGGGACUCCAAAGACGCUGAUGUCUUCCUUCUUUUAUCCAGCCAACCCAAUGAGCUACCACACAAUCCACACCCAUGAAGGAAAGAUGAGUUUCAUACAGGCCCCUGUACUGAUGCAGCCUUCACUUCAAAACCUGCCUUUCCAACUGCUGAGCGGAGAAAAAUACGCCCCUCGGCAGCCAGCAGGGAAUGGAGAAAUCAAAAUGCCCUCCCCAGAAACACAACAACAGCACUACAUGUGCAGCACACAGGGUUUCAUGGCCCCAUUCAGCACAGAGUACAGGCAGGGCAGUGCGGGGCUGGUGUACCCUGAGAUGGCUGGAGCUCAGGUUUAUGGAAAGGGACCCCGACACAUGCUGAUCGACCCGGAGACAGGGAGAUGUUUCUACGUCGACGUUCCCCAACUUCCCCCUCAGCCACAACGCAAGAUGCUGUUCGAUCCAGAAACCUGCCAGUUUGUGGAGGUGCUGCUGCCACAGCAGACGGUGCCUACUGCAGUACUGCCACCAGUGUAUGCAAUGCCCGGCCACUCACUGCAAUUCCCAGCCAUGUACACUCCACAGUGCUUCUCUGUUCAGGCUCAUCCACAGGAGAUGCCUCACACCGGGCCUUGAGACGUCUACCGGACUGCAACAGCAGAACACUACCACAUGACUGCACACUGCACUAUCCAGGAAGUAUGGACUGUGUGGGUAAGCCACCCAAGGCUACCCAGUGAUAGAUCAGACAGUCUCAGCUACAUACUGUCAGGUUGAGUAAAUCUUGCGUAUCAAUCAUAGUCAUUAAAAUCAGUGUCUCAUCUCUGAUUCGGAGACUCCUGACAAUACCGAUUAAGAUUAGAACUACUGGGACUUUACAUCAUCAUAAAGCUGUGUGAGAGAACAGAGGGCUGCUGAUGUACAGUCCUUCAGAAAGUAUUCAUGCCCCUUGACUUAUUCCACAUUUGGUUGUGUUAGGCUGGAUGAAAAAUAAUAAUCAUUCUCAACCGUAUACACCCCAUAAUAACAAAAUAAAAAAAUAUGCUAAUUUGUUGAUAAUUAAAUACAGAAACAUCUCAUUUACAUAAGUAUUUACACCCCUGAGUCAAUACAUGUUAGAAUCCCCUUUGGCAGUGAUUACAGCUGUGAGUCUUUCUGGGUAAGUCUCUAAGAGCUUUCCAAACCUGGAUU